This is a messenger RNA of Vicugna pacos (alpaca), 5078 nucleotides long. NCBI's taxonomy places the organism in Eukaryota, Metazoa, Chordata, Mammalia, Artiodactyla, Camelidae. The record is from RefSeq and is a predicted model, not a curated record.
CAACUAUUCGCUUUUACUUGACAGUGAGAAGUAUUUAUGUGUGUGCUGAAAUGACAGGUCGGAUCCUUUUUAUGACUGAAAGAAAAGUUAAUGAACACGUUUUGAGUUUGGUGUCACCACAGAGUCAUUCCUCAAACCCAUCAGCACUUAGAGAACAGCUGUCCUCUGUUCACUGUGUGACUUUGGGUGGUGUUUGGAAACUAGACCAUGUGCCUAGGUAGAAGUUAUUCCUUUCUCCACAGCUCUGCACCCCCAGCAACACUCACCACACCCUUGUUUUGAGAACCUCACUGAGUCAGUCCAGCAGCAGUCUGCAGACGGGCGUUUGGAAACCACUGGACCAGGUCAUUUCUGAGGUCCCCUUCAGCUCUAACAUCCUCCCUUGCCAGCGUCCAGCCAUGGGGGAUAUGAAAACUCCAGAUUUUGAUGACCUUCUGGCUGCCUUUGAUAUCCCAGACCCCACCAGCCUUGAUGCCAAGGAGGCCAUCCAGACCCCCAGUGAGGAGAAUGAGAGUCCCCUCAAACCUCCAGGCAUGUGUAUGGAUGAGAGUGUGUCCUUGUCUCACUCAGGAUCAGCCUCAGAUGUGCCGGCUGUGAGUGUCAUUGUCAAGAACACCAGCCGCCAGGAGUCAUUUGAUGCGGAGAAGGAUCACAUUGCUCCCAGCCUGCUACACAAUGGAUUCCGGGGCUCGGACCUGCCUCCAGAUCCCCACAACCUGGGCCACAACUGUGGGAAGUUUGAUUCCACUUUCAUGAAUGGAGAUAGUACCAGGAGUUUCCCUGGCAAGCUGGAACCUUCCAAGUCAGAGCCGUUACCAACUUUUAACCAGUUCAGCCCAAUCUCCAGCCCAGAACCCGAGGAUGCCAUCAAAGAUAAUGGGUUCGGGAUAAAGCCCAAGCACUCUGACAGUUAUUUCUCACCUCCUUCUGGGUGUGGGCCUGUGGGGGGCCCUGUUCUGGAGGCUCUGACUAAGUUUCCAGUCCCAGAGCUGCAUAUGUUUGAUCACUUUUGUAAGAAAGAACCCAAGCCGGAGCCCCUGCCCUUGGGGAGUCAGCAGGAGCACGAGCGAGGUGGGCAGAAGGCAGUGGAACCUCACAAGGAGCUGGAUGCCAGUCGAUUCUUUGGGGACGCUUUGGAGUUCAACAGCCACCCCGGCAACAGUUUCGGAGAGCCUAAGGGGCUUGCCGCGGAGCUCGGUGCCUGCUCGUCAGUACCCCCGAGGCAGCGUCUGAAGCCAGCUCAUUCCAAGCUGUCCUCUUGUGUUGCAGCCUUGGUGGCCCUGCAGGCCAAACGAGUAGCCAGUGUCACAAAGGAGGAUCAGCCCAGCCACACAAAGGAUCCCUCAGGGCCCACUAAAGAGGGUUCCAAAGGCAGCCCCAAAAUGCCCAAGUCACCAAAGAGUCCCCGGAGCCCUCUGGAGGCCACUAGAAAAAGUAUCAAGCCAUCAGACAGCCCUCGGAGCAUCUGCAGUGACAGUAGCAGCAAAGGCUCCCCUUCUGUGGCUGCCAGCUCCCCACCAGCAAUACCCAAAGUCAGAAUCAAAACCAUUAAGACAUCAUCAGGGGAAAUCAAACGGACCGUCACAAGGAUCCUGCCAGACCCUGACGAUCCCAGUAAGUCCCCUGUCGGGUCACCUCUAGGAAGUGCCAUCACUGAGGCUCCGAGCGAGGUGCCAGAGGAUGAGAUCACUGCUGUGCCUGUGGCAGAGCACUUUCCUGAGGUGGGCGCAAAUUCAGGGAGCCCCCAGGGUGACAGAAAAGGGGAUGAGAGCGUGACGAAAGCCAGUGAAUCUUCGUCUUCCUGCUGCAGCUCUGGGUCCCGUGGCCCAAAGGGGGCUGCCUCAGGCUCACAGAUGGGCAAGAAGCAGCAGCAGAGCACAGCACUGCAGGCAUCCACUCUGGCCCCUGCCAACCUCCUGCCCAAAGCCGUGCACCUGGCCAACCUGAAUCUGGUCCCCCACAGCGUCGCCGCCUCAGUGACGGCCAAGUCCUCAGCGCAGCGGCGGAGCCAGCCACAGCUCACGCAGAUGUCGGUGCCCCUGGUCCACCAGGUGAAAAAGGCCGCCCCCCUGGUUGUGGAGGUCUUCAACAAGGUCCUCCACAGCUCCAACCCCGUGCCCCUCUACGCGCCAAAUCUCAGCCCGCCUGCUGACAGCAGGAUCCACGUGCCGGCCAGUGGGUACUGCUGCCUGGAGUGCGGGGACGCGUUUGCCUUAGAGAAGAGCCUCAGCCAGCACUACAGCCGGCGGAGCGUCCACAUCGAGGUGCUGUGCACACUGUGCUCCCAGACGCUGCUCUUCUUCAACAAGUGCAGCCUGCUCCGGCACGCCCGUGACCACAAGAGCAAGGGGCUCGUCAUGCAGUGCUCCCAGCUGCUCGUGAAGCCCAUCUCUGCGGACCAAAUGUUCGUGUCGGCCCCUGUGAACUCUCCGGCACCAGCAGCCCCAGCCCCACCCUCCUCCCCCAAACAUGGCCUUGCUUUGAGCAGUGCCAGCCCUCCCCUUCCAGCUUUGCCACUCUACCCAGACCCUGUGAGGCUCAUCCGGCACAGUGUCAAGUGUCUCGAAUGUCACAAGCAGAUGCGUGACUACAUGGCUAUGGCUGCACAUUUCCAGAGGAUGACGGAGGAAACCGAGGGGCUGACUUGCCAAGUGUGCCAGAUGCUGCUGCCCAACCAGUGCAGUUUCUGUGCCCACCAGCGGAUCCACGCCCACAAGUCCCCCUACUGUUGUCCGGAGUGUGGAGCCCUCUGUCGCUCUGCCUACUUCCAGACCCACGUAAAGGAGAAUUGCCUGCACUAUGCCCGCAAAGUGGGCUACAGGUGCAUCCACUGCGGGGUCGUCCACUUGACCUUGGCCUUGCUGAAAAGCCACAUCCAAGAGCGACACUGCCAGGUUUUCCACAAAUGUGCAUUCUGCCCCAUGGCCUUCAAGACUGCCAGUAGCACUGCGGACCACAGCACCACCCAGCAUCCCACUCAGCCCCACAGACCCUCCCAGCUCAUUUAUAAGUGCUCCUGUGAAAUGGUCUUCAACAAGAAGAGGCAUAUUCAGCAGCAUUUUUACCAGAAUGCCAGCAAGACGCAAGUGGGCGUCUUCAAGUGCCCUGAGUGCCCGCUCUUGUUCCUGCAGAAGCCAGAGUUGAUGCAACAUGUCAAGAGCACCCACGGUGUUCCGCGAAACGUGGACGAGCUAUCAAGUCUCCAGUCUUCAGCGGACACGUCCUCAAGUCGCCCAGGUUCUCGAGUUCCCACUGAGCCCCCAGCCACUAGUGUGGCUGCUCGGGGCAGCUCCCUGCCCUCUAGCCGAUGGGGCAGGCCUGAGGCCCAUCGCAGGGGUGAGGCCAGGCCCCGACUGAGGAACACUGGCUGGACCUGCCAGGAGUGCCAGGAGUGGGUUCCUGAUCGGGAGAGCUACGUGUCCCAUAUGAAAAAGAGCCAUGGUCGGACAUUGAAGAGGUACCCGUGUCGGCAGUGUGAACAGUCCUUCCACACCCCCAACAGCCUCCGCAAACACAUCCGCAACAACCAUGACACAGUGAAGAAAGUCUACACUUGUGGGUAUUGCACAGAGGACAGCCCCAGCUUUCCUCGGCCCUCCCUCCUGGAGAGCCACAUCAGCCUUAUGCAUGGUAUCAGAAACCCUGAUUUGAGCCAGACGUCCAAAGUCAGACCUUCGGGUGGACAUUCCCCUCAGGUGAACCAUCUGAAAAGACCAGUCAGCGGAGCGGGGGACGCUCCAGGCACCAGUAAUGGCGCGACUGUCUCUUCCACCAAAAGGCACAAGUCCCUUUUCCAGUGUGCAAAAUGUAGCUUUGCCACAGACUCGGGGCUCGAGUUUCAGAGCCACAUACCUCAGCAUCAAAAGGACAGCUCCACAGCCCAGUGUCUCCUCUGUGGCUUGUGCUACACCUCUGCCAGCUCCCUCAGCCGCCACCUCUUCAUCGUCCACAAGGUGAGAGACCAGGAGGAGGAAGAGGUGGAGGCGGCAGAGCCAGAGGAGGGCUCCGGGGAGGAGGUGCCCAUGGAGACUAGGGAGAACGGACUGGAGGAAUGUGCCGGGGAGCCUCUGUUGGGCGACCCAGAGGCGAGGAGAUCCCUGGGCCUGGCUCCUGAUGAAGACGGUGCCCAGGAUGCUCAGAGUCAACCACAGGCCCCUCAGGACCAGGACAGCCACACACCGUCCCCGCAGGUGUGACCGGAGGCUUUGCGGUGUGCUCAGUUGGGGUGGUGCCGUGGUGUACUCCGCCUGCCAUGUGGACAGUGGGAAGGAGAAGGCUCCGCCCCGGUGAGAGUGUGGCCCGCUGUGCCCUGGAGCAGUGUCUGCCCUGAGCUGCGGGGGGCUGGGAGUCCCCAGCCCCAGGAGAUGCGGGGUCGCCCAGGACCCUCACAGCUCUGAAUUUGCUUCUGUUAUUUAUGGCUUUGUGCUGGCUGCUUCUUGGUACCCCAAUCUUGUCUGUGUCCUUCCAACCCCAGGCUGCUUAAGUGGCCCAACGCCGAUACUGUCCACUCGGCUCGAAACCCCUCAGCCGCUGUGCUCUUCUGAGAGGUUCCCCGCUCGCUGCCUUCAGCCAGGGGCCUCGGCCUACAGACAGCAGCUCUCCUUCUUGCCAUCCGAGCCUGAGAAGGGGGAUGAGGGUGCCGGCGCAGCCCCUCUUGGAGAGCUCGCCCAGCCUGGCUUGCAGAGGGCCCUUGGUCACCUUGCCCUUCUUUCCUGUCUUCUCUGACUCCUUCCCCCCAAAUAGUCCGGAGAUUUGUCACACUGGCUCAUCCCGUCCGUGUGGGUGGGAGAGACUUGUGCAGCACACCUCUGUUUGGAACCCGGGAGAGCAGGAAACGCUGCCAAGGCAGGCAGGCACCGAGAGGCAGGCCCUGCAGAAGGAGCUGUGCGUCCUUGUUCUGCCGCGGCUCUGCCUUUCCUGACAAGCGGGGUUUGGGGCACACAGACGUUGGAAUAUUUGUACUCUUGCUCCUGUGCCAUUAGAGAGGCUGCUGCCCCAGGCAGGCCAGCCCCUCCUCUUCUUGGCUACACUCAUGUUGCUCAGACUAUAUUUCAAAUAAAAAAAAUCUUCUUACCACA